This is a messenger RNA of Colletotrichum paranaense, 294 nucleotides long. RefSeq lists its product as uncharacterized. The transcript has a single exon. The record is from RefSeq and is a predicted model, not a curated record. Lineage: Eukaryota; Fungi; Ascomycota; Sordariomycetes; Glomerellales; Glomerellaceae. The coding region runs from base 1 to 294 and encodes 97 amino acids.
AUGCUUGCAUCAGACAAGCACAGGGACUACGGCUUCCUGCAUAUACCAUUUACUCCCUCGACCUCUAAAAACGUCCCUCACUUCACCCCGGCCCAGCGCCGUCAGCCGGCUAUCCGCCCAGCGACUCUGUCUACCACCUUGUCCCCGCGACCUCAUGUGGUCCGCGACGCGAACACCGGUCUCGAGACGACUGCGCCAACCAUCGAGUCCAAGGGACCUAGUCCUGUCGUGACGAGCACGUCGCACAAGAAACGCCUCUUUCCUCUCCACCAACUCACUAUUGGAGACUCCUGA